GCGGGGCGGGGCGGAGCCGGGCGGGCGGACGGCGGAGGCGGAAGCGGCGGCCGCGGGGCGGGGAAGGAGUCCGGCCCUGCGGAGAGGAGCCGAGCCGGGGAAGAAAACAGCCUCCCGCGGAGCUCGGUGACAGAGGCAACCAAGAUGGCGCCGAAGGGGCACCUCUGGGCCGGGGCCCAGCUGGGGCUCCCGCCGCUGCUGCUGCUCACCGUGGCCCUGGCCGGGGGCUCGGGCACCGCCGCGGCGGAAGCGUUUGACUCGGUCCUGGGCGACACGGCGUCCUGCCACCGGGCCUGUCAGUUGACCUACCCCCUGCACACCUACCCCAAGGAAGAGGAGUUGUACGCGUGUCAAAGAGGCUGCAGACUGUUUUCAAUUUGUCAAUUUGUGGAUGAUGGAAUUGAUUUAAAUCGGACCAAACUAGAAUGUGAAUCAGCAUGUACAGAAGCAUAUUCCCAAUCUGAUGAGCAAUAUGCUUGCCAUCUUGGUUGCCACAGUCAGCUGCCGUUUGCUGAACAGAGACAAGAGCAACUCAUGACCCUGAUGCCAAAAAUGCAUCUGCUCUUCCCUCUGACUCUGGUGAGGUCGUUCUGGAGUGACAUGAUGGACUCCGCACAGAGCUUCAUAACCUCUUCAUGGACUUUCUAUCUUCAAGCUGAUGAUGGGAAAAUAGUUAUAUUCCAGUCUAAGCCAGAAAUCCAGUAUGCAUCACAGUUGGAGCAGGAAUCUACAAAUAUGAAAGAAUCAUCACUAGGCAAAAUGUCCUCAGAUCUGCAGAUGAGAAGUUCCCAAGCCCACAGGAGCUAUCUUGAGGAUGGAGAGAGUGAAGGUUUCCUGCGAUGCCUCUCGCUCAACUCCGGCUGGAUCCUGACCACAACCCUGGUCCUGUCCGUGAUGGUGUUGCUGUGGAUCUGCUGCGCGACUGUCGCCACAGCGGUGGAGCAGUACGUCCCCUCGGAGAAGCUGAGUAUAUACGGUGACUUGGAGUUUAUGAAUGAGCAGAAGCUGAACAGAUACCCUGCUUCUUCCCUGGUGGUUAUCAGGUCCACAGCUGAAGAUCAUGAGGAAGCAGGACCUCUGCCUACAAAAGUCAAUCUUGCUCAUUCAGAAAUUUAAGCUUUUUUUUUUUUUUUUUAGAAAAAAAAAUGUACUAGACAUCUGAACUUUCAUUUCUCAUUGAGCUUUUUAAAAAUGGGUUCAUUGGAUACAGGGCUUAAAAUCACUAUAAAAUGCAAAUAAAGUUACCAAAAGUUUGAAGACCA
This is a messenger RNA of Sorex araneus (European shrew), 1262 nucleotides long. RefSeq names its product transmembrane protein 59 (gene TMEM59). Gene Ontology annotation, biological process: positive regulation of autophagy. The record is from RefSeq and is a predicted model, not a curated record. The transcript has 8 exons. NCBI's taxonomy places the organism in Eukaryota, Metazoa, Chordata, Mammalia, Eulipotyphla, Soricidae. Gene Ontology annotation, cellular component: lysosome; late endosome. Bases 145 to 1116 code for a protein of 323 amino acids.